ACUAUUUUAUAAAAUAUUUAUUGAAAAUACAUAGAUGGAUGGAUAUAGACAUAUAUCAAAUCAAACAAAAUGAAGCAAAAUGAAGAAGAGCACGGCCACAGUCUCAUUCACAGAACAGCUCUGCCUUUCUCUGUUACACAAGUGCAAGACUCUCAAAACCGUGAAGCAAAUCCAUGCCAUUACGUGCAAGACAGGCCUCGACACCGAUCGCAUAGUAGCCGGGAAGCUCCUCCUCAAUUGUGCUGUUUCAAUAUCCGAUGCACUUGACUACGCUCGCCGACUCUUCCAUCACUUCCCAGACCCAGAUGUUUUCAUGUACAACACUAUCAUCAGAGGCUUCGCUGAAUCCGAUAACUCCCGGAAUUCUCUGGUUGCAUUCGUCGAAAUGCGUAGAAGAGCAUGUGUUUUGGAUAGCUUCUCUUUUGCGUUUGUGCUUAAAGGGGCGGCCAAUUAUGGGUGUUUGAGAGGUGGGGUUCAGUUGCAUUGUGAUGCUAUGAGGCAUGGCCUAAAUACCCAUCUUUUUGUUGCGACGACUCUUGUGAGUAUGUAUGCAGAAUGUGGGUGUGUGAGUUCUGCACGGAAGGUGUUUGAGGAAAUGUCUGAACCAAAUGUUGUGGCUUGGAAUGCGGUGCUUACUGCGUGUUUUAGAUGUGGGGAUGUAAAGGGUUCAGAGGAAAUGUUUGAUAGGAUGCCGAUUAGGAAUUUGACGUCGUGGAAUGUCAUGCUUGCUGGGUACAUUAAAGCAGGUGAGCUUGAGCUGGCUAAGGAGGUGUUCUUAGAGAUGCCUGUGAAAGAUGAUGUUUCUUGGAGUAGUAUGAUUGCUGGGUUUGCUCAAAAUGGUUGUUUUGAUGAGGCAUUUGGGUUUUUCAGGAAAUUGUUAUGGGUGGGAAUGAGACCAAAUGAGGUGAGCUUGACAGGGGUUCUAUCGGCUUGUGCUCAGGCUGGGGCGUUUGAGUUUGGAAAGAUUUUACAAGGGUUCCUGGAGAAAGCUGGAUUUCUUUGGAUGAUUUCAGUGAAUAAUGCACUCAUGGAUACAUAUUGUAAGUGUGGGAACGUGAGCAUGGCUCGAUUGGUCUUUGAGCGAAUGCCGGAAAAUAAAAGCAUUGUUUCUUGGACAACAAUGAUAGCAGGACUUGCAAUGCAUGGUAAUGGAGAAGAAGCAAUACAGCUUUUCUAUGAUAUGGAAGCAUCUGGAAUUAGGCCUGAUGGGGUCACCUUUAUUUCUAUAUUAUAUGCUUGCAGUCAUGCUGGUCUAAUUGAACAAGGCUGUAAAUAUUUUUCUAAGAUGAAAGAUGUAUAUGGCAUAGAACCAGUGAUUGAGCAUUAUGGUUGUAUGGUUGAUCUAUAUGGUCGAGCCGGUAAGUUGCAGAAGGCCUAUGAUUUUGUUUGUCAAAUGCCAAUUUCACCAACUGCUAUUAUUUGGCGGACUCUUCUUGGGGCUUGUAGCAUUCAUGGUAAUGUCAAGUUGGGAGAGCAAGUGAAGGAAAGGCUUUCUGAACUUGAACCCAGCGAUUCUGGCGACCAUGUUCUUUUGUCAAAUAUUUAUGCUAUAGCAGGGAAAUGGAAAGAUGUUGCCACAGUAAGAAGAUCAAUGACUGACCAGAAGAUCAAGAAAACUCCUGGUUGGAGCAUGAUUGAAGUUGACAAGAUCAUGUAUACUUUUGUGGCGGGUGGAAAACAGGACAAGAUUACGGAAGAGGCCUAUGAAAAAUUAAGGGAGAUAACCUCAAAGCUUAGGAUUGAAGGAGGUUACGUUCCAGAGGUUGGGAGUGUUUUGCAUGACAUAGAAGAGGAAGAAAAGGAAGAUUCAGUGUUUAGGCAUAGUGAGAAGCUUGCUUUAGCUUUUGGAAUGGCAAGAUUAUGUGAGGAAAGGGUUAUAAGAAUAGUGAAGAAUUUGAGGGUGUGCAGGGACUGCCAUGCAGUGAUGAAGCUGAUCUCUAGAGUCUAUAGAUUGGAAAUUUUGGUGAGAGAUAGAAGUCGCUUCCAUUCUUUCAAAGAUGGCUCUUGUUCAUGCAGAGACUACUGGUAAGUUACGACUGGAAGAUUUCCAGAAGGAUAUGUCUUGCACAUUGAGGAAAACAAUUGAAUCAAUGUCCGCCUAGGAUUAAGCCAACUCUCGGAUCCAAAAAUAUUGAAAAAGAAGAAAGAACCGAGAAAGAGAUAUUGAGCAAGAAGGCGACGAUGAAGGUCUGAAGAAGAAGCCAGCAAAAUAUUUGUCUAAAGGUCAGGGUGGGCCUAAGAGUCGAGUUUAUAGCAGCAAUGGUGGGAAAUAGGUGUUGAGUUUGAGAUUGUGGUGGCCCAAUGUGUAGUGCAAUUCUUGUCUGUGAUUGGCCUACAAGAUGUUUAAGAAGGGAGUGCAGGCUGGUUCUGGAACGAACUACAAUGGCGGAAGACCUUUGGGUUUGGCAAUGGGGCAUCUUGAUGAAGUAUUGAUGGGUUGUUACUUGUUAGAGAGUGAAGUGUCAGUUAUGCCUGAAGCUGUGUGACAAGGCUGCUAUAACAUUGGUUCAACAUGCUAUUAAGGAAGAUUGUCGUGGGGUUUUGCUAGAGGAAUGACCUGAUUUUAUUCUCAUCAUCCUAACCUAGGAAAUACCUUCUAAAUUGCCUAUUU
This is a messenger RNA of Quercus lobata, 2611 nucleotides long. RefSeq names its product Tetratricopeptide repeat (TPR)-like superfamily protein. Gene Ontology annotation, molecular function: protein binding; RNA binding; zinc ion binding. The record is from RefSeq and is a predicted model, not a curated record. Lineage: Eukaryota; Viridiplantae; Streptophyta; Magnoliopsida; Fagales; Fagaceae. The transcript is spliced from 2 exons. Gene Ontology annotation, biological process: RNA modification. Bases 80 to 2029 code for a protein of 649 amino acids.